Messenger RNA from Ilex paraguariensis (yerba mate), 372 nucleotides. Lineage: Eukaryota; Viridiplantae; Streptophyta; Magnoliopsida; Aquifoliales; Aquifoliaceae. The record is from the annotation of a GenBank genome assembly.
AUGUCGAUCUGGCCUGCCCUGACUAUGAGGUGGUUUGGAGUUUCUCAGGCUUGGGCAAUUCGAACACUAACCGAUUCUCUUGCACGCUGCUUCAAAAUGGGGCCGGUGAAGAUGAGGAUAAAGAGGUUAGAGAAUGAUAGUAGCCGCCAAGCAACCUAUUCAAAGUGGAAGAAUGGGCUUAUCAAGAAGGCUAAGACUUAUCGAUUAUAUGUGACAUUGACAUUGUCCUUCUCUUGUUUUCACCCAGUGGCAAGCCUACACUAUAUAAUGGACAGAACAGGUGUUCUUUUAGUUUGUUCAUCUGUUUUGCCUGUUUAUGUAAUCAUUACUUUUAUAAGCGCACCUAGCCCCUUUGCCAUGGUAGAGGAAUGA